GUGGUUACACGUCGAAAGCGGCUGGGCGAUCGACUAUAAAAGGGGAUGCAGGCCACACAGUUUUAGGCAGCACCGAGCUAAGAUCAAACACAAGGCACCGAGCCGUCUUGUCUUGUAGCAUCAUCUUAGCGUGUGUGCUGCUAAUCCUCUUUUCAAGCAUGGGUGGAGGCCACGACAUGCACGGCAGCCCCAACGGCGGCGUGAAGGGCUUCGUGUCCGGCCUCGUUAACGGCGGCAAAGGCCACGGCUACGGGUCAUCGUACGGCCAGGGGCACGGCUACGGCGGCGGCCAUGUACAGGGCUACCAGCAGGGAUACGGCGGGCAUGGACAGAGCUACGAGACCGGGUACGGCGGGCAUGCGCAGCACGGGCACGGCGGCUACGAGCACGGGUACGGCGGCGGGCAUGUGCAGCAGGGACACGGGCACGGCCACGAGCACGGGUACGGCGGACACGGGCAGCAGCACGGAUACGGCGGCGGCCACGCGCAGCUCGGGUACCCUCCCGCUGCCGGCGCCUACCCUCCACACGGCGGAUACCAGGCGCACGGCUACGCGCCGGCGGCCUACCCCUCUCACGGGGGGCACCAGGGUCACAUGGGAUCAUACCACACCGGGCAUGGCGGCGGGCACCACCACGGCGGCAAGUACCACGGCGGCAAGUACAACGGCGGCAAGCACGGCAGUAAGUGGAUCAGGUGAAGUGGCGCGCGCGGCAGCGCGUACGUGCGUGUGCGCCUCCAUGACAUGCCUCAGUUGAUCACUAACCAUGCUCUCCGUAUGCUACCUAAAUAAGAGCGAUAUAUGCAUGGUGUGUGAUACUUUGUAGCUUUCGUUUCAGCUGGUAAUGAUGUGUGUGGUGACCUAAUAAGUCUGUGUGUGGCUUAGUACGAAAAAUUUGUGUUCACUGUACUGAUGAAAUACAAGGUAUAUGUACCACCGUGCUCGGCCUGUGUGUACUGAUGCACCAAAUAAAACUUCCUAUUGAAUGCUCGCUUUUA
Triticum urartu is the source of this 1000-nucleotide messenger RNA. RefSeq lists its product as uncharacterized. The record is from RefSeq and is a predicted model, not a curated record. Lineage: Eukaryota; Viridiplantae; Streptophyta; Magnoliopsida; Poales; Poaceae.